This is a messenger RNA of Calliphora vicina (urban bluebottle blowfly), 2245 nucleotides long. RefSeq names its product ATP-dependent RNA helicase p62-like. The record is from RefSeq and is a predicted model, not a curated record. Lineage: Eukaryota; Metazoa; Arthropoda; Insecta; Diptera; Calliphoridae. Bases 108 to 1853 code for a protein of 581 amino acids. Gene Ontology annotation, molecular function: ATP binding; RNA helicase activity; RNA binding. The transcript is spliced from 3 exons. Gene Ontology annotation, cellular component: cytoplasm; ribonucleoprotein complex; nucleus.
UAAAAUUCACAAAUUUUAUUGUUUAAUAAAAGUGCUUAAAUUAAAAUAAAAAUACUUGGUAUUGAAUUUAGAAAAAGCUUUUAUUGAUCUAUAUCCUUUGCAACAAAAUGUCACCGCCUAAAAGCGGAAAUCAAAAUGCGAGUGGACGAGGAGGUCGUCCUGCAGUUGGUGGAUCUAGAGGCCGUGGUGGUGGAUUUUCUGGAAAUAACAGGGGUAAUGUAAGAAGUGGUCGUAUUGAAAGAAAUGGUCGUCCUUCGGGAAGUGGCAAUAUGAGAGGUGGCUAUGGAAGAUUUGGAGGUGGCAAUAAAGGACUAAAUAAUAAUUCAAGAAAUCCUGAUGAUUUUUCAAACCUGCGGGAGAUCAAUUGGAUGCAGCUGCGUUUGCCUCCAUUUCAGAAGAACUUUUACAAAGAGCAUCCUCAGACAGCAUCCCGGCCCAUGAAUGAUGUUGAACGUUACAGAGCAGCCAAUGAAAUAACAGUCCGGGGACCUGCUCCGAAACCUAUUGUUUAUUUUGACGAAGCCUGCUUUCCUGACUAUUGUAUGAAUGAGAUACGGCGCCAAGGUUACAAUGAGCCCACUCCCAUACAAGCUCAAUCUUGGCCCAUAGCUAUGAGUGGUAAUAAUCUGGUCGGUAUUGCUAUGACUGGUUCCGGUAAAACUUUAGCUUUCAUUUUGCCUGCCAUAGUUCACAUAAAUCAUCAGCCGCCUUUGGCAAAGGGCGAUGGACCAAUAGCUUUGGUAUUGGCUCCUACAAGAGAAUUGGCUCAACAAAUAAAAAAAGUGGCUGAUGAUUUCGGUUCGCAUGUGUAUGUACGCAAUACCUGUAUUUUUGGUGGCACCCCCAAAACCCGUCAAACUAAUGACCUUGAGGGUGGAGUGGAACUGGUUAUUGCAACACCCGGCCGUUUGCUAGACUUCUUAGCUAAUGGAGUAACAAAUAUGAAACGUUGUACAUAUUUGGUACUCGACGAAGCUGACCGCAUGCUGGACAUGGGUUUCGAGCCACAAAUUCGUAAAAUAUUAAGUCAAAUUCGACCAGAUCGUCAGAUUUUAAUGUGGAGUGCUACUUGGCCUAAGGAGGUUAGACAACUUGCUGAAGAUUUCUUAGGAAAUAAUUAUAUACAGAUUAAUAUAGGCUCUCUUGAACUAUCGGCCAAUCAUAAUAUCCGUCAAUAUGUUGAUGUCUGUAGUGAGGUAGACAAAGGAUCCAAACUAAAGAGUUUACUAUCAAAUAUUUAUGAUCAACCUCAACCAGGAAAAAUUAUAAUUUUCGUUGCUACCAAAAAGAAAGUGGAUGAAUUGGCUCGUUUCAUUAAUGGCUUUGGAGUGCAAGUGGGUUCCAUACACGGUGAUAAGUCACAAUCAGAUCGCGAUAAUGUUUUGACAGACUUCCGCAAUGGUCGUUCCAAUAUUUUGGUAGCCACCGAUGUAGCGGCUCGUGGUCUAGAUGUUGAUGGAAUUAAAUAUGUUAUAAAUUUUGAUUUUCCUCAAUCCUCGGAAGAUUAUAUACAUCGUAUCGGACGUACUGGCCGAAAGCAGUCUACUGGUACAUCGUAUGCAUUCUUUACAACUAAAAAUGCUAAAUGUGCCAAAGCGUUGGUGGAUAUACUACGCGAGGCCAAUCAAAACGUAAAUCCGGAUUUAGAAUAUAUGGCUCUUAAUGCUGCUUCUAUAUUAAGUAAAGAGAAGAGCGAUAAUCGAGCUAACAUGAAUGGUUUUAAUAACAGAGGUGGUGGCGGCGGUGUUCGUAGAUUUGGAAAUGGCGGUGGAAACUAUGGCAAUAACAGGGGUGGUGGUAAUAAUGGCGUUGGUGCCAUCAGAUCUCGUAAUGUCUACAAUUCCAGAAAAUAAUUUAAGUACUAUCAUGUAUACUUUUUUUUUUUGGCUUUCGAGUGAAAAAUUAUUAUUGAUUUAAUUUUUUUAAAUAAUCUAAUCUAACUGCUCUGUAACUAAAAUCUAUUACGAAUUUUAAGUGGAUUUUUGGUGAACUCAUUCAUCUUCAUGUAAUAAUUCUACAUCUUGAUAAUAUGAACUAUUACAAACUGCUAAAAAUUCGCUAUAGUUUUUUUUUGUUACGGCAGACUACUAGAAUCUCCAUGUCUUUUGAUGAUUUUUAUUCCAAACAAAAAUUAUUUAUUUCAUUUUCAUACAACUCCUCAACUCCUCUAAGAAUUACACAUUUAACUACUGUGUAGCAUUUACAUAAUUAAAACGUACGUUUGCUAUAAACAAAUUAUCAGAAA